This is a messenger RNA of Prorocentrum cordatum, 1726 nucleotides long. The record is from the annotation of a GenBank genome assembly. NCBI's taxonomy places the organism in Eukaryota, Dinophyceae, Prorocentrales, Prorocentraceae.
CCCUUUGGCUCGAGGUUUCUCCAGUCUGCCUCGGGCCAGCCAUGCCAUGGGUGGCCCGUUGGAUUUCAACUGCCUGGAGUUUUUCAAGGAGGAGAUCUGGAACGAUGCUGCCGCUGUCAGGAUCGGCGCAACCAGUCAGGUGUAUUUGAUAGCUUCCGCCUUGGGGCCCGAAAAGUCGACAACCGAGUUAGUCCCGCUUUUGGCCCAGGUGAUCAAAGAAGAGCCUCUGUGCAAUGACGAAGAGUUCAUGUACAGCAUGGCCAAGCAGUUUCUGGUGCUCUCGGAAUACAUCGACGGCCACGACGAGCUGCUCAUCGGUCCCCUCGAGCACCUCGCGGCCCAGGACGAGACGCUCGUCAGGGAGCAGGCCAUCCAGUCCCUCUGCGAGAUCGUCACGAAGCGACCCACUCUCGUGCCGGCGCGGAUGGGGGAGUCUGGGCGGCUGGCGCCCUCGGGCCGUCGGCUGGCCACCGCGACCGACUUCUUCACGGCGCGCAUCUCCGCGUGCGCGCUGCUGCCGACCGCCUACCGCUUCGCCUCGGAGGGGCAGAAGGCCGAGCUCCAGGAGGUGUACAGCAGGCUGUGCGCGGACGACGUGCCCAUGGUGAGGCGCGCCGCGGCCCACCGGAUGCACGACCUCGUCUCGGUGUGCAGCAAGGAGGACGUCCUCGGCGGGCUGAUCGGCCUGUACAGGCAGCACUCCCGGGAGGACACGCAGGACUUGAUCCGCGUCUCGAGCGUCCACACCACCCUGGUGAUCUCCAAGAUGCUGAGCGAGGAGGAGAACAGGCAGCACACCAUCUCGGUCGUCAGAGACGCCGCCGAGGACCGCUCCUGGCGCGUGAGGCUGACGGCGGCGAAGAACUUCGACGGCCUGUGCGCCGGCUUCGGCCCGCAGAUCACGUCCACGCACCUCCUGCCCCUGCUCGUCCAGCUCAUGAAGGACAGCGAGCAGCAGGUGCGCACGGAGGCCGUGCAGGUGGUCGAGCCUCUCCUCGCCCUGCCGCGCGCCCUCGCCCCCGAGCAGCUGCAGCAGCGCGUGCUCCCGCAGCUCCUGUCCAUGGGCGCGGACCCCGCGCUCCCCGUGCGCGCGGCCCUCGCCAGGGCCCUCGGCCCGCUGGCAGAGGCCCUCGGGCGCGACGGCACGGAGCGCCAUCUCCUCGGCCUCGUCUCCCAGCUGGCGGGCGACGAGUUCUACGACGUGCGCAUCGGCGCCGUCUCGAGCGUGGGCCCCCUCUGCGAGCUCCUGGGCGACGGCGCCCCCGCGCGCUCGCUGCUCGGCGCCGUGCAGGGCUUCGCCCUGGACGACCGCUGGCGCAUCCGCCAGAAGGCCGUGGAGCAGGUGCCGGGCCUCGCGCGGCUCUUCGGCGUGUCGGUGUUCGAGUCCACGCUCGAGGCGAUGUGCCUGUCCAGCCUGCGCGACCCCGUGCACUCGGUGCGGGAGGUCGCGAGCCGGACCCUGCGGGAGAUCACCAGCACGUUCGGGCCCAGGUGGACCGUGGAGCGCCUGCUGCCCAAGCUCGCGGACCAGUACUCGCAGGGCGCAGGCUACGCGAACCGGGUCACCUCGCUGCAUGCGCUCAAGCAGCUGUCCGGCGCCAUGUCCCCGGAGCAGGUCAUGCAGUUCGUGGUCCCGGUGCUCGUCAAGGCCACCAAGGACGGAGUCCCGAACGUCCGGAUCUGUGCCUGCCUACUAUCAUGUGGCUGGCCGAGAACUGCGACCUAG